Molecule: messenger RNA, 3850 nt
Organism: Enhydra lutris kenyoni (northern sea otter)
Lineage: Eukaryota; Metazoa; Chordata; Mammalia; Carnivora; Mustelidae
Product: coiled-coil domain containing 149
Exons: 13
Coding region: 138-1586 (482 amino acids)
Source: RefSeq, a predicted model, not a curated record
GGACCGAGAGCGACUGGCAGGGGCUGGUGAGCGAGUACCUAGUGUGUAAAAGAAAGCUGGAGAGUAAAAAGGAAGCCCUGCUGAUCCUCUCCAAGGAGCUGGACACAUGCCAGCAAGAAAGGGACCAGUACAAACUCAUGGCCAAUCAGCUUCGGGAGCGCCAUCAGUCCCUGAAGAAGAAGUACCGGGAGCUGAUUGAUGGAGAUCUGUCACUUCCCCCUGAAAAGAGGAAACAGGCUAAUCUUGCACAACUACUGCGAGAUUCUCAGGACCGAAAUAAACAUCUGGGAGAAGAAAUUAAAGAACUUCAGCAAAGGCUUGCGGAAGUCCAGGGCGACAAUAAGCUUUUGAGGAUGACAAUUGCCAAACAGAGGCUCGGAGAUGAAGAAAUUGGCAUGCGGCAUUUUGCAGCCCAUGAGCGUGAAGACUUGGUUCAGCAGCUGGAAAGAGCUAAGGAACAGAUAGAGUCUCUGGAGCAUGACCUGCAGGCCUCUGUGGACGAGCUUCAGGACGUUAAAGAAGAACGGUCUUCCUACCAGGACAAAGUGGAGAGGCUCAACCAGGAGCUAAACCACAUCCUGGGUGGGCACGAGAACCGCAUCAUUGACGUGGAUGCCCUCUGUAUGGAGAACAGGUACCUUCAAGAGCGAUUAAAGCAACUCCACGAAGAGGUCAACCUCUUGAAAUCAAACAUCGCCAAGUAUAAGAACGCUCUCGAAAGACGGAAAAACUCGAAAGGCCAGAGUAAAUCCAGCAGCAGUGCACUGACUGGAGUCCUAUCUGCAAAGCAAGUUCAGGAUUUGUUAUCCGAAGAUCAUGGGUGCAGUCUCCCAGCCACUCCACAGUCCAUUUCUGAUCUGAAAUCUCUGGCAACAGCCCUGCUAGAGACAAUCCACGAGAAAAACAUGGUCAUCCAGCACCAGAGACAGACCAACAAAAUCCUAGGGAAUCGGGUGGCUGAACUGGAGAAAAAAUUAAGAACUCUGGAAGUUUCUGGUUUGUGGAGUCUUCCAGGCCUGAGCUACAAUGUUUCAGUAGGAUUUGGGAGGGGCAAGGACACCAUACUGUUCAGUGACCCUGCUCUCCCCACCAUACAGAGAUCGAGAUCCCCACUGCUGAAGUUCAUCGAGCAGCCCACUGAGAACAAAGCAAAUUCCGAGGACGGGGAGGCCCAGAGGCCAGAACGAGAUGAAAGCCGGGCCGCUACUGAGGCAUUGAUAGCACCAGAGGAUGCUGGAAGGCCGGCCAGCCGCUCCCCAGCAACUCAGAGCCAUGGGAACCAGUGCAACCCCUUUCAUCCUUCAUCACCCCGGGUAGCGUCUGAGGAAGAAGGCAUAAACAGGCUUGGAGGGGAAAGAAUGAAACUGACAGAGGCAGAACCGGAAGCGGUCAGAAGAGCGAGUCUCGGGGAGACUCAGAGGCAUGAGCCAGGGACAGCCCCACCGGGCCUGGCCUCCAAGGGGGAGGUCCCCAAAUCUUGCCUGGGCUCCUUUGAGUCCAGCCAGGCGGCAGUCGAAGCCUCCAGCGCGGAGGACAGCAAAGAGACCCCAAAGGGUGGCGGCAAGAGGAGCGCAGUGAAAACCUGAAGAGAAAAGAGACCCGUGUGGUGACACGUCUACAGUGCAGGGGGCGGUAAAGAAUUAAGUGUCUGAGCAGCUCUCAGAAGCUGCUUUCUCCUCACACACUUCCAAGUCUACAAGUGAGAAGAGACACAGGUCCUUUGGCAAACUGUGAAUAUCCUGAUGAUGCCAGCCCAGUUUGAUUUAUUAAAUGCGCGUCCUCAAGCUUCUCGGUGUCAUCUCUUUCUGCCGGAGACGCGCUGCUGUGAACACGGCCGGGCACAGAAUCGUGUCAGCCAUAUGGCUAGUUUUCGGCAUCCGUCUUUCUGUCAGCAUUUGUUUUAUUAGAGAUAAGACAUUUUUCUAUUAGCGUUUAAUGUUGUCGAUCAAAAUUAUGGGGAGAGCGUGAAAUGGAUGGGGUUUUUAAUCAGGUCCCCCAUCUUUGUAAUGGUUAGGCCGCUGGAGAGAAAAGUGGCAUUGAGCAUAAUGGGUCCAGAGGGCCCACAGCUCCGCUCCAUCAUGUCAGGGCCCCGGAGGACCUCCCAGCGUGGGUGUUCUUGGCACCCUGCCCACAGCCCUGUCUGUCAUGCCACCGACUGGCGGGUGAAGAAGGGCUUAAGCGGGCUCAGAAGGUUGGGUUUCCUGUUUGAAAUCCACGUCCCCUGUGGAGACCCGUUUGUGGACUGCUUGAGCUGAGUUUUCCAGCCUGUAAUUCCGAAGGAUUAAUCGACCUGGAGUGAUGGGAGGGAGGAGAGGGGAGGAAGGGGACUCCAGUGGUAUUUUGAUUUUUUCAUUUCUGAGAUAAGAGCCAGAGCCUGGGAGCGCUGGUUCUCUGCAUUCAACCUGUGCUGCCUAUGGGGGUUUUGUGGCCAUGGGGGGUUGGGACAAGAUAAGCACUUGGGGCAGGAAACUCUUCGGGCCCAUCCAGUUUCCUGUGCCACGUGAAACCUUCACUCCUCCUGCAGUGGGUUAAGGCUGCCUCCCUGUGCUGCCAGGUACCGGACCUUGAGACACAGAGCACGCGGCCCAAUAGUGGAAAAAGAGAGGGAAACAAAAUAACUUCAUUACAGCUUGUUUUGGGGGGCUGCAGAACCAAGGACCAAGGGUCGGAAGGGAGGGGAUGUCGACCUUCCUUGGUUUAACCUUGGUGGGUUAAAAUUAGCUCUUCUGGAUGGCACCUAGAGCUGCAGAAAAUGGAAGACUCAUCAAACAAUAGGCCUUUCUUUGAGCAAAACUCAGUUCAUUACCCCAGAAAGGCCUGAUACCAUAUCCCAGAGCUCAAAACACCCUUGAGAACCAGAAUCACUCCUAUAAGAGGCUCUCCUGAGGGAAAAGAGAGGCUCCCGAGGUGGGAAAAUGGCAAAUUUAUCCGAAAUAUCAGAUGUGUAGAGCAGAUGCACACUCCCAGGUGUGAACCCUGUGAACCCGCCCAUCCGGAAACUUCCCUGCCACAUUUCAUCUUUGCCCUUACUCUGCUGGUGGAAAUUUUGCGCUCUUUCACCCUGAAGGAGAGUGAAGUGUAGGCAAGAAGGUCCAGCUUGGGGCCGGGGUGGGCCUCCAGCUGCUUGCUUCCCACUCAACAGACAUCACCCCGAUAGUGGAAGAGGGGUAUGCCCGGGUCAGUGCUCUGUCGCUCCCGGACCCAGGAGCUGGGAUCUGGACACACCAUUAGCCCCCAAAGCCCCAUUCAUCCCUCUGUGCUUCGGCCUCUCCCGGCUCCCCACCCCCGCCCCCUUGACUUCCUCUCCAGGGAGGCAGCUUCUGCAGCUGCAGAGUUCGCACAAGCCAGCAGGCACGGAAAUAAUUUUCCUGCGGCACCAGGCCUUAACUAUCUGCAAAUGUUCAGCGCUACUGCAUAGCCUACCAGAGCCACCAAAGGAAAUCACAGCCAGAUUUAAUACAAUAAUAAUAAAAAGAAAAAUAUCUCUCCCCACAGAAGUGGUGGUUUUGACGUGCAGUCAGCCAGGUGCACGUCUUUAGGGCCCAUUCCAUCACCUUUGGGAAAGCAGCACUUAUAAUAAACUCCGCCACAUUCCAUCACGGGCAGGGAAACUACUGUGAGUCCCAGAGAGUGUGGAGUUCAGGGUAGGGAGGUCAGAGGGAAUGAAAAUCCAAACUGUGCAUGCAGUCUACCUCGGAAAGUUUUCUGUUAUUAGAUGGAAUUGGGGCCAAUGAGUUGAUCCUGUCACAUGAGUAACCUUGACAAUGCCCCAUACACACACGUGACACUGUCCCACCCCUGCUGUUCCAGCCCAGUGAGGUUCCUCUGUUCCACAGACAUUAAAGGGAGU